Molecule: messenger RNA, 1110 nt
Organism: Euleptes europaea (tarantolino)
Lineage: Eukaryota; Metazoa; Chordata; Lepidosauria; Squamata; Sphaerodactylidae
Product: lysophosphatidic acid receptor 6-like
Exons: 2
Coding region: 1-1110 (369 amino acids)
Biological process (GO): G protein-coupled receptor signaling pathway
Cellular component (GO): membrane
Molecular function (GO): G protein-coupled receptor activity; oxysterol binding
Source: RefSeq, a predicted model, not a curated record
AUGUGGCAAAAUGGCACCCAUACUUCAUGGGAGACCCCUCCUUCAACGAAGACCCCAAGUCCCCACGAUAGCUAUUCAGCACCUUUACAGUGUGUGGCUGAAGCAGAGUUCCAGCACCUGCUUCUUCCAAUUACCUACAGUGUGGUUUGCAUGCUGAGCUUGGCCUCCAAUGGUGUGGCCUUGUGGAGCUGCUGGGCCAACCGGGCCCGGGCCCCACCUGUCAUGACCUUCAUCUACAACCUCAUUGUCAUUGACCUGCUGUUUGCGCUCUCGCUGCCAUUACAGGCUGUGUAUCAUGUGAGGAACAAUGACUGGCCUUUUGGCGAGAAUCUGUGUAAAGCCACCAACGCACUCUUCCUGGCCAACAUGUUCAGCUGCACCCUUUUCCUGGCCUGCAUCUGCCUGGAGCGUUACCUCGCUGUCAUUCACCCUGUCCACUACCUGAGCCUGAGGUGGCCCCUCAGCCGUGUGUUUCUGUCCUUGGCUAUCUGGGUGCUGAUUGGGAUUGGACUACUGACACUCUUCACCAAGAGCUCUGUGACCAGUCAGUUCCCAAAUGGGAAUACUGCCUGCAUGGAGAAUUUCCCAGCUCAUGUAUGGAGUGGACGCCUGGGGGGCAUGGUUCUAGCCUCUUCUGCACUGGGCUUCUUUGUGCCUUUCCUCACCAUAGUCAUCUGUUCCGUAGUGAUUGCCCAGCGCCUCAUUCAUCUGAGCCAGGGCUCAGCUCAGGCUUCUUCACUGCGGAGGCACUCUCUCCGCACCCUCCUGAUGGUGACGGUCCUGCUCACACUCUGCUUUCUACCAUUCCAUGUCAUCUACACGCUACACACACUUGGCCGGAUUGGUGUCCUGUCUUCUCCAGGGCUUCUGCAGUUCACCUGUUCAGCCCAACGGGCUACCAUGGCCCUUGCCAGCAUCAACAGUGCUCUUGAUCCACUGGUAUACUACUUCAGCAUGGAACUUGCCCACUGGAAAUUGCCCUGCUGCGGCACAAUCCUUCAGAAGCUUAAGGGUUCAGGCGAUUCCGCCAUGACAUCCUUGCUGCUGCUGCCGCUGCUGCUGGUGGUUCUGAGCCCAGGGGAGCCAUUCCUGGUGAGAUCCCAGUAUUAG